Hypoxylon fragiforme is the source of this 1639-nucleotide messenger RNA. Its product is annotated as mitochondrial carrier. NCBI's taxonomy places the organism in Eukaryota, Fungi, Ascomycota, Sordariomycetes, Xylariales, Hypoxylaceae. The transcript has 3 exons. Gene Ontology annotation, biological process: magnesium ion export from mitochondrion. Gene Ontology annotation, molecular function: magnesium ion transmembrane transporter activity. The record is from RefSeq and is a predicted model, not a curated record. Bases 345 to 1430 code for a protein of 361 amino acids.
AUUAGAUAUGGCCGAUACGACUAGUUAGUGCAUAUAACCCGAAAUCAAAAAAUUUCGGAUUUACUUAAUAGAAAAACGACAUCUUCGUUUGGUGAUCGCUCUUGAGCGCGAUCGCUAAUUUUCUGUUUUGCCUUUAGUUUUCUUUUUCUUUUUUUUUUCUAAAAAGUGAAAUUGGCUGCUUGGGUGGGUUUUUUCUAACAAGCGAAGAGAGUAUCACCACCCUUUACUGGGGUUGGCCGAAUAGACCGUUUCCUUCCUCACUUAUCGGCAAUAACAAUGGACCAUCGGAGCACAACCCCUUCAGCAUCAAUUAUCACUUCUAGGCGCAAUCGCAUGGUCACAGCAUGACUCACGACAAUGGGGAGUUGGAGGGGCGCCCACCCUAUAUCCACUCCAUGAUCGCUGGAGGGUUUGGUGGGACGACUGGUGAUAUGUUAAUGCAUUCGCUCGAUACCGUUAAAACUCGACAACAAGGCGAUCCCCAUAUACCACCCAAGUACACAUCAUUGGGAUCAUCCUAUUAUACAAUAUUACGACAGGAAGGCAUUCGGCGUGGGUUAUAUGGCGGCUGGCUUCCGGCGAUGAUGGGAUCUUUCCCCGGCACGGUCCUCUUCUUCGGAACUUAUGAAUGGAGCAAGCGACACAUGCUAGAUUAUGGCAUUCAAUCCCAUGUCUCCUAUUUACUAGCCGGUUUUCUGGGCGACUUUGCCGCAUCCAUCGUCUACGUACCUUCGGAAGUGCUAAAAACUCGUCUUCAGCUCCAAGGGCGGUACAACAAUCCCCAUUUCAAAUCUGGAUAUAACUAUCGUGGCACAUUUGACGCUGUAAGAACCAUUGUCAGAACGGAGGGGUUCGCCGAACUAUUCUCUGGAUUUAAGGCAACAUUGUAUCGAGAUCUCCCCUUUUCCGCUCUUCAGUUCAUGUUCUAUGAGCAAUUCCAAAGCUGGGCCCGCGAAUAUAAGAACAGCCGAGAUAUCGGGACUCGAUUAGAACUCCUGACCGGAGCUGCAGGUGGGGGGCUGGCUGGCGUUCUGACCUGUCCUCUCGAUGUAGUCAAAACUAGGCUACAAACUCAGAUUGACCCCAUUCCGAUCAUGGGCAAGCCAAAAGACCGCUCGGCUACACAAAGUAUCAAAGAUACACCACGCAAACCAGGGCAACCUCCCCCCGUGCGGCAAAAACGUCCUAUAUCAACAUCAUCACCUUCAACACAUACACCACGCCCAGGGGCUAUCCCAUUAGACGAAGAUUCUAUACUCAAGGGUCUAAGACUCAUUUAUAAGACAGAGGGGAUUGGUGGCUGGUUUAGGGGAGUUGGGCCACGUUAUGUCUGGACUAGUGUACAAAGCGGCUGCAUGUUGUUCUUGUAUCAGACAAUACUGCGGCAACUAGAGGUAUGGUUUCCAGUAGAAAGAUCUGAUAUAUCUUAGACUCCCGAGUCUUAAGACCCCCUUUUAAGGCUACACAGGAUUGCCAUGCAUUGUAUCAUCAACAGAAAAUAUUCGCACGGAGUUCAAGGAAGCAUGGAAAAAAGAGGGAAGGAUAGAUAGAUACAUGAUACAUAGAUAGAAAUCUCAAAUGACGUAUAUAGUAAGACCAAUAACAACGAAUUCAUGAUAAUCAUGAUGAUGGAUGUGAU